Molecule: messenger RNA, 618 nt
Organism: Candidula unifasciata
Lineage: Eukaryota; Metazoa; Mollusca; Gastropoda; Stylommatophora; Geomitridae
Source: the annotation of a GenBank genome assembly
AUGACAACUGGUAGAGUAGAGAACUUGGUGACAACUGGUAGAGUAGAGAACUUGGUGACAACUGGUAGAGUAGAGAACUUGGUGACAACUGGUAGAGUUGAGAACUUGAUGACAACUGGUAGAGUAGAGAACUUGGUGACAACUGGUAGAGUAGAGAACUUGGUGACAACUGGUAGAGUAGAGAACUUGGUGACAACUGGUAGAGUAGAGAACUUGGUGACAACUGGUAGAGUAGAGAACUUGAUGACAAACUGUAGAGUUGAGAACUUGAUGACAACUGGUAGAGUUGAGAACUUGGUGACAACUGGUAGAGUAGAGAACUUGAUGACAACUGGUAGAGUAGAGAACUUGGUGACAACUGGUAGAGUAGAGAACUUGGUGACAACUGGUAGAGUAGAGAACUUGGUGACAACUGGUAGAGUAGAGAACUUGGUGACAACUGGUAGAGUAGAGAACUUGGUGACAACUGGUAGAGUUGAGAACUUGAUGACAACUGGUAGAGUUGAGAACUUGGUGACAACUGGUAGAGUAGAGAACUUGGUGACAACUGGUAGAGUAGAGAACUUGAUGACAACUGGUAGAGUAGAGAACUUGGUGACAACUGGUAGGGUAGAGUAG